Medicago truncatula (barrel medic) is the source of this 1417-nucleotide messenger RNA. Its product is annotated as G-type lectin S-receptor-like serine/threonine-protein kinase At2g19130. The transcript has a single exon. The record is from RefSeq and is a predicted model, not a curated record. The coding region runs from base 107 to 1417 and encodes 436 amino acids. Lineage: Eukaryota; Viridiplantae; Streptophyta; Magnoliopsida; Fabales; Fabaceae. Gene Ontology annotation, biological process: recognition of pollen.
GACUUACUACUAUUCAAAGUCUCCUGAAAUAACUAAAUUAAUUAAUCACUAAACAUUUUAAGCCAAAAGUUUUGAAUUGAGCAUUGCAAAGUGCAAACUAUCUAUCAUGGCACUGGCUUCUAAAAUUAUUUCCGUGCUAGUAUUAUCAUUAUUUUGUUGCCUUGAUAUGUUAUGCGUAAAUGCAACAUCCUACAGAGAAAUGCUAGUAAUGGGGCAAUCGGUUGGAAAUUCAGACACACUUGUUUCAAAGGGUGGGAACUACGAACUUGGAUUUUUCACUAGAAAUAGAGAGAACUCGAUCAAGUACUACUACGUAGGUAUAUGGUUCAAAAAGGUAGCAAAUGACAAGAUUGUUUGGGUUGCCAACAGAGAUUACGAACCUCAAACAUCCUCGGCGUUUCUUACCAUUCACGAUGAUGGUAACAUUGUCAUCAUAGAUGGAGGUAUGAUCCGCUACGUGACUGGUGCUCCAAGUAACAACAAUCGUAUUAGUACCUACGCAACCCUGUUGGACACAGGAAACUUGGUACUGGUGAAUAAGUCUAACCAAGUAAUUUUAUGGCAGAGCUUUGAUAACCCCACCGAUACCCUUUUACCUGGAAUGACCUUAGGACACGAUACUUACACAGGACGUACUUGGUCAUUGAGAUCAUGGAAGCGUACAGACGACCCCUCCACGGGACCAUUUACUCUGCGCUAUGAUUCUGGCUUUGGGUAUCUAUCUGAUAGUAAUGGUUCAAAUGUUGUAUGGAUUAAUGAUGAUUCCGAUGUUCCUAUUCAGGAAAUUUUUAACCAAGUGGAUUUUAAAUUAAAACCGAGCUACGGGUUGAAUUAUGCCACUCUUACAAUUAAUAGCAAUUCUCGGUUUAUAUUAGAAGCGUCUGGGGAUCUUAAAUACCAAGCCUGGUCCGAGGAAUAUAGGCAAUGGAUUUUUCUACAGUUUUAUCAGUGUGUGACAAACAAUUCAUGUGGACAUUUUUCUGUUUGUACUCCAAAAGCUGUUGAUGCUUGUCAAUGUCUCUACGGUUUCGAAAAGUAUGAUUCCGAUUCUUGGAGUAAGGGGGAUAGGUCAGCGGGAUGUGUCAGAAUAAAUAAGCUGUCCUGCAACACCAACAACAAUAAAGAUGAAUUCCAUCCUUUGAAUAUUUCAGUUAAAUCACUUCCACAUCAUGUACACCGGCAGGUGGAUAAGUUAUCACAAUGUAAUGAUAUUUGCUUCACUAACUGUUCUUGUGUUCUUUAUGCUUAUGAUAUUUCUAACGGUAACUGCAUGCUGUGGAAUGAUCAAGUACCGACUCUGAAGAACACCUCGACUGAGUAUGCUUAUAAUAAUAUUAAUAAUUAUAAUCUGAAGUUUUUUCUUAGAGUUGCUGGCCCGGACAGACCUAGCACAAGUAAGUUGAAGGAAUUUUUAUAA